GCUUCUUCCUGUUUGCUGUUUCCUGUUUGAUGAAUUUCAAAAUAAACUGGGGUCUGAGGUCUCGUGUGGUACUUGUGUUUUAAGUGGUGAUUUGUAUGUAAUUUAUAAUUUAUAAUGUACUUUUGAUAAAACUAAAGUCAUUUUCAUCGUAGGUUUUGAUUAUAUUCUUAUUCAAAAUGCUAGUUUUAUUUGAAACGCCGGCAGGCUAUGCAUUUUUCAAGUUACUCGACAAAAAAGCGAUAGAAAAGACAGAUAAUCUUUACAAAGAUUUCGCCACGCCUGAACAAGCUAGCAAAAUAGUCAAGCUCAAACAUUUCGAGAGCUUUGCAAAUACCGCUGAAGCAUUAGAAGCUACCACAGCGGUAUUGGAAGGGAAAGUCACUAAGAAACUGCGCAAGGUUUUGAAGAAAGUGUUGGGUGAUGCGACCGAUGAGCUGCUAGUAUCUGAUGCGAAACUCGGCGGUGCCAUAAAGGAGAAGUUGAAUCUGUCCUGUGUGACGAACACGGCGGUCAGUGAGUUGAUGCGAUGCAUUCGCUCGCAGACGGACGCGCUCCUCGCUGAAACCGAGAAAAAGGAUUUGAGUGCCAUGAAACUAGGUUUGGCCCACAGCUUAUCAAGGUACAAAUUGAAAUUUAGUGCUGAUAAAGUGGAUACAAUGAUCGUUCAAGCUAUAUGCCUCCUUGACGAACUCGACAAGGAGUUGAACAACUAUAUUAUGAGAUGCCGGGAAUGGUAUGGGUGGCAUUUCCCUGAACUUGGGAAAAUCAUUACUGAUAAUUUAGCUUUCGUCAAGGUGGUAAAGCUAAUAGGAACGCGAGAAAACGUGAAAAAUACCGACCUUUCUGAUAUUCUGCCUGAUGACAUUGAAGAACAGGUGAAAGCAGCGGCUGAGAUUUCGAUGGGCACAGAAAUAGCAGAUGACGAUAUAGUAAACAUUCAAAACCUCUGCGACCAGGUCAUCGAAAUAUCUUCAUACCGAACUGAACUCUACGAAUACUUGAAAGCAAGAAUGAUGGCAAUUGCUCCAAAUCUCACCGUUCUAAUGGGCGAACUGAUUGGCGCCAGACUCAUUUCUCAAGCUGGAUCUUUAAUAAAUUUGGCGAAACACCCAGCUUCUACUGUGCAGAUUCUUGGUGCUGAGAAAGCUCUGUUCAGAGCUUUGAAAACCAAAAAAGAUACACCCAAGUAUGGUUUGAUAUACCAUUCGCAAAUCGUUGCCCAGAGCAGUGCUAAGAACAAGGGAAAGGCUUCUCGAAUGUUGGCUGCGAAGGCAGCUUUGGCGUCCAGGGUUGACGCCCUGGGUGAGGGGACGUCGAUGGACCUGGGAACCGAACACAGAGCCAAACUGGAGACCAGGUUGAGAUUGCUGGAAGAGGGCAAUCUGCGCAGGAUUUCUGGCACAGCCAAGGCUAAGGCCAAAUUCGAAAAGUAUCACGGAAAGAGUGAGGUUAAACAGUAUCCUUCAGCAGCCGACUCCACUAUGGGAAAGAGAAAGUUGAUUGAGGACAUAACUCCCGAUGCCCCGAAAAAGAAGAAGAUCAAAACUGAAUCUGGUGAAGAGGUUGAGAUAAAACAAGAAGAAGAAGAGGGUGAGCAAAGACCAGGUGGAGAAGAAUCAGCAAAGAAGAAGAAGAAAAAGAAGAAAUCGCUCUCUGAAGAAGGUGCUAUUGAUGCAAGUGUCGAGGUUGAACCUGUACAAGAAGAAGGAGGCUCGCCGAAGAAAAAGAAAAAGAAGAACAAGAAGAUCAAAGAAGAACCGACAGAAUAAUCUUGUAGGAAUAUUUUUGCAGAUUCCUAUGUAUCAUAUUUUAUCUAUAUUUUUUCUGUAUGAGAAAACUUUUUACAUUAGAAGUGACAUUACAUUAGAUAAGUGAACUGAAUUUUUUUUUACUUCAAGAACAAUACUGUUUACAUUCUCAUUUUUUCUUGAAAGAUUUAAACUUAAAAAUGUAAAUGUAUAAAUAGAAAUACAAAUCUCAGUACCCUUUUUGACUUGAAAAUGGCAUGAAUGUCUGUCAGAUACAUGUUGUGAUAAAAUAAUUCAAAAAGGGUACUGAGAUUUGUAUUUCUAUUUAUAUAAACAGAAAAGAGACAAUGUAAAUGUAAUAUGUAAACUCACGCUGAAAUGUAAAAGAUACAUUUUAGUGGGUUGAUUACUAGACCGUACUAACGUGCAAGACGUUUGAAAACACAUUUCGAAAAUGAUCAUGUUCUUUCUUAAAAUGUGGAUAAAUGAGAAUGUCGUUCAUAUAAACAAAGCAAAACUCUUAACCACGUAAAACUUCGUUCAUGGAUAUUUGGAAACGUUGUCCAGCAUCUGGAAGUUCAAAAGUAAUGAAUGGAAAUUCGAAGAGGCAAACUUGUGUAACUAUUGCAGUUUUACCAAUAUCUCCUUGACUGGUGUUUGUUGACAAGCCUUGUCUUGGUCGAUCUUCGAAAAUAUGUUACAUCCUUCGAUAAAAUGAGUGGCAUCUUGAAUGUGACUUACAAUAUAACAAUCUGGAAUUGUUUCAAUAAUCGCACCUGCAAGAAUCGCCACGGACACAAUGAUGAGUCACUUCCUGGUGCUAAUUGUAAUGAAGACGAAGGACGAGCUGUUGCAGAUUUAACAUGUCAUCAAAUUCUUUUCGAACAAUUUUCAACUUUUCGGGACAUAACCGGCAAUCUUUACUUGUAACUUGUUGGUCCAGGAUUCGUUGUGAAUUUGAUGAUCAGUCUCAUGUUUUAUAUCUUGCGGUAAACCAGAUGGGCGAGCUACCUCUGAAAACUCAAAAAAAGAGAGUAGAAUAGAUUUAAGAAUCUUGAAUUGUUUUAAUGUUUUCCUGUGGAAGGAAUUGAGCCUUAAGCUUCAAGGUUCAAGUUAAGACUAAGCCUGAAGCUUCAAGUCCGAUAGAAGCAUCGGGUAGAUCUUCUGGGUGUCACCCCGUCAGGAUGACACCUCUGAAACCGGUUCUUGGAGGUGACCGGUUGACGCCGACAAAUUGUCUCCUCUCUAAGGGGGUGACAUGCUGACGGGGGGACGCGAGCGAGCAGGUGAAACUGUGUCGUGCACGGCAACGAGAAGAUGUCCCCAAGAUUCCAAUAGGAGCCAUACAAAAGAGUUGCCAAGACUAAUGUUUUCAUUCAAUCUCAAAGUUUGAAAGGGGUACGCAACUUGGGUCUACUUAGUAUUCACUAACUGGAGAUUAAUACAAGAAAAAACAUCUAAUUAGACAAGAAUUGUAGGGAAUUUUAUUCUCUUCAAGCUUCUUUGUCUCAAAUUCAAAUUUGACCAUUGCGUUUGAUUGAAAAGUGUCGACCACGACAGGGUGAGGAUCUCAGAUUGGGUGGAUUUCAAUCUGUCUAAAUAGCCUAAAAUAUGUUUUAAUUUUGUUUUAAUAGGUGAGGUUUAGUUUAUACUUGUUUUACUUUCAAAUGGCAUAAUGAUGAUAUUAGAAAUGUUUGAUUCUUGAAUAAUAAACACAAAUAAUGAAAAGUUAUUUGAUCAGCUUUAAAGUUUAAGCACACUUGAAAUUUGGACAAUAUGAAUGUCAACAAUGCUUGUCGUCGUCGACUGCGGAAAUUUACGCACAAACGAAAAUACACCUUAAGAAGGUGACAUGCUGACGCAAGCGAGCAAGGUGAUACUCUGUCGUGUACGGUCCGACAGGAUGGAACCUGCCAUUCCAGUAGGUAACAUGCUGUCGGGGGGACAACUUUACGGUAGCGAUAAUUUUCUCAAGGAGAUACAGCUUAUAAUCUGUCUGUCGCCUGUGCUCAAAAUGUUGAGAUGACAAGUAGACGUGAUUACUACACCCUGUGGCGUACCCGAAGCAUCAAUUAUGUGUUUUGUGCGAAAUGAAUAUUAGUUUUUAUUUUCUACAUUCAAUUUAUUUUCAUUAUAAAACAACUUCUAGUUUGAAAAGGGUACUGUGAUUGUUAAUUGUUAUGUAUAUGAGAACAGCUUUUACAUUAGAAAGUAGUGUAACAAUAAGUGAAGUGAAUAUGUUUUUCUCCGAUAACAAAACUAUACUGAAAGUUUGUUGUUACGGCAUUCAUAAAUACUGAAUGUAUGCUAACACGACGUCACAUGUUCAAUAGCUAACUAAAAAUACUGUACUAGUGUAUAGUUUGAUAAAAAAUAUGGUCGAUUUCCAUCAUCAUUUUGAAAGUGAAACUAUUCUAGUUUUAGAAAGUUUUGAUGGGGUUUCUAGAAUUUUCACCCUUUCAGCUCUCAAUCAUGUUUGAAUCAAAUUGUUGAUGUGUUGUUUUCUUUCAACUGUAUAAUAAUCUAUUUACUUAGAUCGGCUUAUUAAUUUUGACUGAUGGUUUAAUUUUGGGGAAAUUCCCAAGAGAUUUUUAAAGAUUUAUACUAGAGAUCGAAAUCAAAUGAAACAGAUAAUAAAUAGUGAGACAGAAUGAUGUUGAUUGUCAAGAAAAUUAUUUUUCAAUAAUAGCCAUCAUGUUUGUAAAUAAUAUCAAUGCCUAUGUUUUUAUUUGGUACUUUCAGUUUUUAUUAUGAAAAUUAUAAAGUUUAGCAUAUUUA
This is a messenger RNA of Nilaparvata lugens (brown planthopper), 4526 nucleotides long. RefSeq names its product nucleolar protein 58 (gene nop5). The record is from RefSeq and is a predicted model, not a curated record. The coding region runs from base 177 to 1769 and encodes 530 amino acids. The transcript is spliced from 14 exons. NCBI's taxonomy places the organism in Eukaryota, Metazoa, Arthropoda, Insecta, Hemiptera, Delphacidae. Gene Ontology annotation, molecular function: snoRNA binding. Gene Ontology annotation, cellular component: small-subunit processome; box C/D methylation guide snoRNP complex.